Arachis duranensis is the source of this 519-nucleotide messenger RNA. RefSeq lists its product as uncharacterized. The record is from RefSeq and is a predicted model, not a curated record. NCBI's taxonomy places the organism in Eukaryota, Viridiplantae, Streptophyta, Magnoliopsida, Fabales, Fabaceae. Gene Ontology annotation, molecular function: nucleic acid binding. Bases 1 to 519 code for a protein of 172 amino acids. The transcript has a single exon.
AUGAAGCUAGACGAUGCUCUAUGGGCCUACAGGACAGCAUUCAAGACCCCCAUUGGGAUGUCACCAUACCAACUAGUAUUCGGCAAGGCUUGCCACUUACCAGUUGAAUUAGAGCACAGAGCUUUCUGGGCUCUAAAAUUACUCAAUUUUGAUGAAAGGGCUGCUGGAGAAAAGAGAUUAAUGCAAUUCAAUGAACUGGAAGAAUUUAGAAAUCAAGCAUAUGAGAAUGCAAAAAUCUAUAAAGAAAACACAAAAAUGUGGCAUGACCAAAAGAUAGCAAGAAGAGAGUUCAUUGAAGGACAAAAGGUGUUACUCUACAACUCAAGACUCAACUUCUUCCCUGGAAAACUUAAGUCUCGAUGGUCAGGAUCUUUCACCAUACUCAAGGUGUUUCCCUAUGGUCAUGUCGAACUCAUGGAAGACAAGACUCAGAGAACUUUCUCUGUCAAUGGCCAUAGACUCAAACACUACUUGGAAGGCUCAUUGGAGGAGCAGAGAGUGAGCUACAAGCUCAGCUAA